This is a messenger RNA of Naegleria gruberi, 528 nucleotides long. RefSeq lists its product as uncharacterized. The record is from RefSeq and is a predicted model, not a curated record. NCBI's taxonomy places the organism in Eukaryota, Heterolobosea, Eutetramitea, Acrasida, Naegleriidae. The transcript has a single exon. Bases 1 to 528 code for a protein of 175 amino acids.
AUGUCAUCAACACCUCUUUAUAUGAUUAUUGGAGCAUUGGCUAGUUUAUUUUCAUCUCUUAAAAUUGUUCAAGCACGUAGAAGAUUACAAAAAGAUAGAAAUGUACCAGUUUCAUUAACAGAGGCUAUUAUUCAUUCUUUAUUUGAUGCUGUUGAUAAAGUUAAUUCUCAGGCUAAUCAAAUUGCAAUGAUUAUGGAUGAGAGAAUGAAUCAAUCAAAUUCAAUUCCAAUGUUACAAGUACAAUAUCAACAACAUCAGCCUAAAAUGUUGACAAAUGGCAAUACAAUGAAUACUAAUAAUAACAAAAUUCCUUCCCUAACCUUUACAGACUCAUCAAAUAUGCCAUCCUCUUCAAAUUCAUCAAAGGCUAAUAAUACCAUCAGUAGUAGUAGUAAUAAUAAUAAUAAUCAAAUACCAUUAUUAAUUAAUCAAAAACCAAUAAUAACAAAUUCAUACAGUACUAUUUCCGAUAAUAGAAAAUUAUCAGAUCCAAUGUUAGCCUCCAUUCCAAAUAAUUCUUUUAAAUAA